UUCACUGUCAUCAAGUUUACGCUCACUUGUGUCGUGAUUGUGGGUGCAAUUCUUUCGAAAUAUCCGAUUCUAAAUCAGCGAUAAGCAUAUAAUUAUGAAAAUAAUAAAUCGCAAUGUGUGCAAUCAUUAUGCAACGUGUUUAAUAAAUUUGUGAUAUUUUGAAUGCUAAAAGAAGGAAUUAUCAAAGCUCGAAAAGUAUCUCAGUGUACGAAAUAAGAAGAUAAAGAAGAAAAGGAAUAUAAAGAAGGCGGUUUUUGUCUCACUUGCACCGACAUUCAUUAAUACUACCGGGUUGAUUACUUGACAGUUGAACAGUCUGACACUAGCGCGUAGCUAUUCAUACAUUUGCUUUGCACUUCAUCUUGUUGCAUUGGCACAGUAAAAACGAAACGGAAUAUUUGAAACUGUUGAUCGCAAAAGUGCUCCGAAGAAGCGAACAAAGGCGAAAAGAAUUUAGGUAAAUGAAAAGUCAGAUGAAUUUGCCAAAACGUGAAAACGGAAACGAAACGUAGCGGCUUUUGUUUUAGCAAAAAUAACUUACCUUUGCAUUAAAAUAAAAUAAUUAAACAUUGUAGUUUUAACAUUGAAGAAGUGAGGUUCAAUGUACGGACAUAAUAUAACAUGUUUUCAAAAUCUUUAGAACAUUGGUGAAUCUUGAAAUAAGUGAAUAUAUGUGUGUUUUAAGUGUUCAUUGAUGGCUCGAAUUACGUGUCUGUAAAAAAAAAACAAUACAGAACAAGUGGUUUCAACACAUUUUCUGCUAGAUACUCUAUAAAAGAUCUAUAAAAAAGUGAUGUGUUAAACUAUCGAAAGUGAUUUAUGUUCUAUUACGAAAAAAUAUUAACAAAAUCGUGAAAUAAUUAAAAGCAUCAAAUGUAUGUGUAAAUACUCUAGUAAAUAGCCAAAUUUUUCAAGAAAGAAAAAACAUUAGCUAUCGUGCGGUUCAAUACCCACAAUAUAUACAAAAAAAUAGUGUUUGUGUUAUCAUUGGAAUCCCUGAUUAAAAAUUGAUUCUACCAUCGAAAAACACGAAAACACUGGUAAAAGCUGCAAUGUCUCAAAAGAAAAAAAUAUAAGAUUCAAUACUGUUCAACGAAGAUUGAUUUAUUUCUUUUUGAUCAACGUGCGUUGCUGCAUCAAUUCCGUAAGGUAGAAUUCGUGAAAAGCUAGACUUUUCACAAAAGGCAUCAUCAUUUACUCGUUUGUUGCAGAAAACGUUGUAUGUGGAAUGGAUAUUGGUGCUGGCGGUUAUGUAUAUAUGAAUGGAGAUGCAGUCAAGUUACAACCACCUGUUGCAAAUACUAUAUAUGCACAUGUUCCCGUUGAAACAGCUAUGUUAGCCACUACUAAUAUUUACGGGCCGACGACGCAAUUGGCAGCACCAGCCGCGACACAUAUUCCUUUGAUAGCAACCACAGGACCACAACCACCACAUCCGCAAGCUCUGCAAGUAGCCGCUGCACCUCCACCCAGUCAGCAUCAACACCAACAUCAGCAUACACAAAUAAUAUCGCAUACUCAUCCACACGCACAUACACAUUCACAUAGUGCAGCUGUGGCCGCUGCUGCUGCUGCCGCCGUAGCCGGUCCGCACACACAGCAAACCGCUAGUGCUGGUGCCCCGCUUCAAACGGUGCCAACUGCCACACAUCAGACCGCACAUUUACAAUACGCUCAUCAACCACAAACAGUGGCACAGGUUGCUACUGGCGGACCAACCGUAACAACAAUUGAUAGUGCAGAGUACGCGGCCGCCGUCAUGAACGGCACAAUUGCUCAGGACGGUUCUACCGUGUGCUACGGACAACAGGAGGAAUUGUCCGCAGUAGCGGCUGGGUCGAAUUUAAUAGGGGUGGAUGUUUCGAUGGCUGGUACGCCUACUUCAGUCGGCACCCAUCACCCACAACAACAUUCUAUUGGCAUAAGUAAUGGACCGCAUCAACAACAUCAGCCACACCAGCAACAAAAUAACAACAAUACUAAUGUAGGUGACAACUCCGGCCUAACCUUAGAUCAGCUAAAACAUAUGCUCUCCACACAGUUGGAAUAUUACUUCUCCAGGGAAAAUUUGGCCAACGAUACGUACUUGUUGACACAAAUGGAUAGCGAUCAGUACGUGCCCAUUAUAACUGUGGCAAAUUUUAAUCUUGUAAAGAAGCUUACAAAGGAUAUCAAUCUCAUAACGGAAGUCCUUAGGGAGUCGCCAAAUGUGCAAGUAGACGAGGACGGAUUGCGUGUACGCCCAAACCACAAACGUUGCAUUAUCAUCUUGCGUGAAAUAUCCGAAAAAACGCCUGUAGAAGAAGUUAAGAACAUAUUUAAUAACGAGAAUUGUCCACGUGUCAUAUCAUGUGAGUUUGCGGGCAACAAUUCAUGGUAUAUAACCUUUGAGUCGGACGAAGACGCCCAGAAGGCUUUUAAAUAUUUGAGGGAGGAUGUCAAGAUGUUCAAGGGAAAACCAAUAAUGGCUAGAAUGAAAGCGAAACCAUUCAUAAAUAGGCUGCCAAUAGCACCGGUUCCACCACUGAAAAAUGGGUUCCGCAUAACUUCGCCGCCCGCUGCGGUAUAUGAUCCUAAUGCAGCAGCAACUGCCGUUGCAUACAAUACAGCUCCGCAACGGUUUGUGUAUGCCACAAAUGGUGCCGCUAUGACACAGGCCUCAGUACCUUAUAAUGCCCCUGUUAUUUUCCAAUCGUUCCAGCAGCAACAAUUCUAUCCUGGUAUUGUUGCAACAACACCGUGGCCACCGGCGGCUGCUGCGGCAGUAGCAGCAGCCGCUACCACAGCACACGGACAAAAUUUUUAUGAGUUGGGAAAUGUGUUUGCCACCAAUGGCUUGACACCACAAGCUGCUGUGCCCACAGCCUAUACAACCUCUGCUCCACAACAGUCGGUUACGCCAUUGCCGGCGUCAUCGAAAGGGCAAAGCGGCGGCGGUCGCUAUAAUAACCAUCGCAAUAACACCAGCAGUGCUGGUGGUGGUGGCCGCAACAAGUUGCGUAGUAACACUACACAACAACAAUCUCAACCCUUACCGGGCAUGAUCGCUACGCUCGGCAAUGUCGUUGGUAGUUUAGUUAGCGUUGUGCCAACAAUAAUGGACCCGCACCAACAGCAACAACAAUCGCAACAGCAACAAAAUCAACAGCCUCAGCAUCAAAUGCAACAACAACAGACGACUUCAAGUCAAGUGCAGCAGCAGCAGCAGCAAGUGCAACAAUCACAACAACAGCCACAAAAUACUUCAAGACAUUACAAUAGUAUGAAAAAUAGUGGAGGUGGCAUAAAUAAAUCAUCUAUGGAUAAGUCCUAUGGUGGUGGCAGCAGCAUGUCGAGUCACAUACACUAUGGAACUCAAACACAAUCGAGUUCCGGCCCUUCCCAUCACCAUGCGUCGUCUCAGCAGCAACAACAGACGAAUGCUGUGACUGCUGGUUCACAUAACACAACACAAAAUCACUACCAAUUGCCUUCCGCAACUGCGGCUGUAGCGGCCGCUGCAUCUAGCAAUUUGCAACAUGCUUCCUUUACGCAUGCUACGCCCACCGUGUCGGUGCAGCAGCAGCAUCACCAUCAUCAGCAGCAGCAACAGCAACAACAUUUACAUGGUCAACAUGUUGCUGAUCUGCAAGACGAUGGCGGUGUGUUGGGUAUGGGUACUAGUGGUGAGAUGGUGCAGCAACAGCAGCAUCAGCAGCAGCAAUCAUCUCAUCCUCAUCAACAGCAACACAGCAGAAGUAAUUUGUCUAGUUCAACAUCGUCGCUGGCGACGUCGUCGUCUGUUGGUGUCGGCGGUGUGGUGGGGAAGGAGCAGCAAAUGCAUUGGACGCAGACGCGACAUCGUCGUCGGAGACGUGAUGACGACGGCAGCGUUAUGACAUAUUCGCCAAGCACUCGACUUGGUGCUGGCGCCGGCGGAGUAAGCGGUGGGCAGCAAGCCUACAUUGGUGGUAGCGUAUCAACACAUCAUCAAUCACAGCAACAGCAGCAGCAGCAACAAUUGCAAACCCAACAACAAUCGUCCAACUCCAGCAAUACGCUGCAAUUAACCUCAAAUGCGGGUAAUAAUAAUCCAAUGUCGUCACAAAGCAGUGGCGGCGGUGCCGGUGCACAUCAUGGUCAGCGCGGUGAAGGUGUGCAUCAUGGCGGCGGUUCAAGCUACAAUUCACACCGCGAAGAACAUCGCGGUGGCUACAAAGGCAAUAAUUAUAAUCCACACUAUAAUAGCGGUGGUGGCAUGGGCCAUCACUCGCAGCAUUCGGGUGGAUCUCAUCACCAUCACCAUAGUGGCGGCGGUACAUCGCAACAGCACCAUCAUCACCAUUCAUCGUCCCAUCAUACGGGCGGCUCAACGCAUCACUACCAUCAUCAUCGCCACGAAGUAGGUGGAGGUGGAGGUGGUGGUGCGGGUAGCGGUGGCAAUGGUGGCCUCAGUGGAGGUGGCACGAAUGGUGCUCAUGGCAUAAGCGAUCGCAGCAAUGAUCGCAGUGGCGGUCAUGGACAUCACGCUCAGCAGCAGCAGCAGCAACAUGUGCCGCCGCCACAACCACCACAAUUCGAUUUAGAAGCAGCCGCGUUCCCACCACUGCCAGCGACAUCGUCGUCUACAGCUUCCUCCUCGUUAGCGUCUACCGGUGCGGCUUCAACAAAUAACGGUAGCGGUAGUAACUGCAAUAAUGUUGCAGUGUCUAAUACCAAGCAAAGUGCGAAUUCGGCACUACAGCAUCAACAGCAUCAACCGCUUCAGCAACAACAACAACAACCACAGUCUUUCGGCGGUGGCGGAAAUGACGGCAGCGUAAGUGGUGGUGUUGAUGUGCAACUGCAAAAGACAAACUACUUGCAACAACAACCACCACUACAACAACACAAUCAGUGUUUGAGCCCUUCUAUUGCUCUACAGCAAACUAAUAGUUCCUCAACGGUUGCAGCGGCAGGUGCAACAGCGAAUGCCAGUGGUGGUGGUAGCGGUGGCACUGGCGGCAUUGGCAACAGCCUGCAAAACCACAGCAGCGCCAGUGGCGUCGCCAACAGCAGUGGCUGGUCCAAUGAGAACCGUUUGGCAGAUGUUGUACGCUCUGGCGCUAGCACAGGUGGCAAUGGGAAGCUUAAAUCUCGUAAAGAUUCCGCCCACAACAAUAAACAGCAACAACAACAACAAAACUAUCAACGCAAUACAGGUGCUAGUGCCACCAUCAGUCCCACCACAACAACGUCCAUCAUCGCUACAGAAGGUGCUUUUGCUGCUGAUGACCCAAAUCCAUCGCCAUCAGCAUCUACAACAAAGCCAAACAAUAAAUCCUCGACAUUGAAUAAACAGAAUGCAAAUGCUAAUGCAAACUACACAACCACCGCCUCCUCAUCCAACAACACUGUGAUAAAGUGUCCAACACAAUCCAAACAAACCAAUGCCUAUAGUUUGACUGGCGGCAAUACAUCAUACGACAGUAAUACUGUCACUGGUGAAAAACCGAUAAACAAGACUGAGGAUCUGUCUGCUUCCGCGACAACUCAAGAAGCCGGAUGCAAACAACAGCAACAUGUUGCCAACGAUAGCAAUGGCAACAACGAGCUGCACCAGCAACACAAUCAUCGCGGUAGUGGCAGCAGCGCUCAAAACCCCGCUACGGGCGGUGUGAUGAAGAGUGCCAAUGCAGCGCUUUCAUCAACAUUGGCUGCAGCCGGUGCGCUUAGCGGCAGUGGCGCCGGCGCUGGCGGAGGCGGAGGCAGUGGCAUCGGUAGCAAUAGCAAUGGCCCACAAGCGGUCACUUGUAGUGUUGCUACCAUGACCACGAAUUUCGCCGAUUGCAGCCUAAGCAACCACAAGAAACCGCCUGCAGUUGCAGAUCUACUCGCCAAAAAAGCAACGCCAAAAGAUGCUACGAAGCAUAAAAACGCUUCGACAUCCACCAACACUGCUUCAAUUGAAAACAUUGUGGCAGCUCAGACGGGCAUACCCGUUUCGGCAAAUGCCACAAGUGCGACAAAUAAUAAUAGCUCGCGCUUAAGCUAUGCGCAAGUAGCGCAACAUCACAAGGAGCGCGCCGUCGCCGAUGGUGGCAACAAGAGUGCGGAGAAUUCAGCCUCCGGCAAUGCUUCACCUGUGGCUGUGCCCAAUAAAAGCGAACUGUCAACUGCAACACUGAGCAUUAAUAAAAAUGAGACUGCUAACAGCAAUAGUGGAGCGUUGGGCGCGGUCAGUGCUGUUAUUGGGGCGGCGACGGCGACAACAGCAGCGGCAGCAAUGCCCUCUACAACUGCUGCUCCGACACUGCAAUAUGUGGAGAAACAAAACGACAAACCUAUAGGCUUUGAUAAGCAACGCGGCUUAACGACUGGUGUUAGCCCAGCGUUGACGAGUGGAGCCACCGGCGCCACUGCAGCGGCCAACAAUAGCGGCAGUGGCGGUGGCGGCAACAACACAGGUGCUGUGAUCAACAGUGGGAGUAAUGUGGUGACAUUACGAGCUGAAAUUUCCAAAGAUAAAGAUGCUUUGCGCGAGAAUCGGCAAAGCACCGGCAGCAAUAAUAGUGGCAGCAGUGGCUUUAGCAGUAGCGGGGUCGCUACUAAUAGUGCUGCGACCCCAUCCACAGUAACGAGUGCGAGUGCGCGCAAUCGCAACAACAACGAUGGUAAAGAGAAGAAUGUGCGCGAACGACACGACACUGCCGAAAGCAGCAGUAGCGGACGAAAGUCGGGACGUAAUUAAUCUACAGUUGGGAUGUUCACCAAAGGAAACGAAAUAUUUCGCUUACGAAGAGCAAAUCACACACAUACAUAAUACACACAAUUGCUUAAACACACAUAUGCUCACUCACUUGCAAAGUUCCGAAAUUCAAAACACAAACAUGCAACAAAAGUAGAAUAAAGAAAAGACACUCAUAGGAUGUUCGGCAUUGCCUACGUAUGUAGCAGCAGGAAAAGUAUCCGCUCGUUAUUUUAUGUAACUCUGCACCAAUAUACACAUACAAAGGCAACACUAACCGAAUUUCUGCGACUUUCGUAAGAGGUGUUUACAAAUUGAAAAAAAAAAAAUAUACAUGAAUGUGAGAGAGAUGGAGUUUUUUGGCAAAAUUUUGUGUGUGAAUCUACUUGAAUUUGAAUCGUGAACCGUUUUGCAACGCCUUGAAAUUAUUGUGUUCCAUUAAAAUACUGUUUGGCUGACAAAACACAAACCAUAGCAAUCCAAGCUACUAUCACUUCAAAUGGACACACUUGAACGCCAAACGCAAUUGAGCUGCUAAUAACGAUCAACAACAACACACAAUUAUAGUUGCAAGUAGUUUGUGUAGCUAUAAAUAACUACUUGACUAUGCUACGCUCCGCCAGAUUCGCUGCUGCAUGCAACAAGUCUACUAAUUUAAUAAUACUGUACAACAAUUGUUUUGUAUGAUAUUAAUUAUUCACAAACCUAAUUGUAAUGAGAAUAGAACUAACGUUGUGGAACAACAAUAUACAGAAAUAUGCUGUUUUAGUUACAUACAGACGAAUCGCAUACAAUUCGCAGGAUAUGUAUAAACAGAGGAGCAGUCAGAAAUUGUUCUUAUUGCAAUUACUAUAACAAUAUACCAUAUAUCUAUAACAGAACUUAACCUUAGUUAUUAAGCAAUUGAUAAACGAAAUGUCGAAAUGUCAAAUCGGACGCAAAGGCAAACGCGUGGCAUGGCAAACACGAAACGAUGUGCGUUAUUUUUGUACAUAGGGAGGUUAAUUAAUUUAAACUAUAUCUAUCAGUCUAAUAAUGAUUAUAUAUGUCGAUAUUUAUGUUCAUGUACGCAUUACAGUUGUAAGUAAUGUUUAUAUGUAUGCAAAUAUACAUAUUGAAAGCGAAAUAUUUACAUAGAGAAUAUGUUGGAAGCAAACACACAUACACAUACACCGACGUGACUGUGUAGAGUUUUAUAAAGGUAUAAACGAUAUUACUAUAUAUAUAUAUAUAUUAAAUUUGUAGUUAGGCAUAUUACAGUGAAUAUUGAAAUACGACAAUUUACCGAUAUGUUAGUGUUAGUGGAGUGCAACAAGUUGAGUUAUGUUUCAGUUUCAGUUUCAGUUUUAAUUUUAAUUACUAUUAUUAUUUUAUUUUUGAAAACAAUUUGAAUUUGAAUGAAAUCAGAUUAUAUACAGGGAUGUAGGAUGAAUGUUGUUUCAAAGGCCAUAAUACACAGUAUGUGUUUUAGUUGAAGGAAAAAUAUUAUUAUGUUGCCUACGAAACGCAAGCAAGCAAUAAGAAAGUUAAUUUUAAAGAUUUAAUUUAAAGAAAAUAAUAUACAUAUGUAUUUGGACUAGCGGUAAAAAAAAAGAGAUUUAUCAUUUGUAAAAUUAAUGAAAUAGCUUUCACUGUUGUACAAUGUAAUUGUGCUUAAGUGAAUUAAUUUUCGGCCAUCAUCUGCAGUAGGCAUAACAGCGAAAUCAUUUUAUUAAAAAAGGCCAGAAUUUGUUUGAAUACUUUAUUUUGCUUAGUUAUAGCAGUUAUAUUGGUUGAUGGCAGUGAUAUGUUAGAUAGAGCUGAAUUUGCACACAAAUUUAAGUAAAAGUCUAUCCUUAAAACGUUGUUUUAGUUGUUACAACAACAUAAGAACAUUCCCACACAGUUUUGGGAAUGCUGCUAAGUGGCAGUCCUUACUUGGCUAUAGAUCCACGUCGCAUUAUUAUAUAUUGUUAUUAUAUUUUUAAUUUAGUUUAACUUAUUUUAUGCCUUACAAAUUCCAAUGUAAAUACUUAUCGAGUUGAAGCGUAAACGAUAAAAAAAUAACUAAUGUUGUAGUGCUUUAGGAAAAACUGAUUGAGCAACAAAUAUAACAAAUAUUUAGGCGAAGUCACUAACAAAUUCAAAAAACGAAUAACAAAACUUAUAAAUUACAAAAUCGAAUGUGCCAUAAUAUGUUAUGCUAAAGUGCGUGAGUGAAAACGAAACUAAUUAAGUGUUGAGAAAAAUUAGUGACAACCUUUAGUGGAGAUUUCAGAACAUUAUUUUAUAAUCGCUCUUGAACUUUUAAUUUUGUAAAUAUGAAGAUUUCAAAUGGCCAUUUCCCUCGCAUAUAAGCCUGGCUUUUAGCACUUGGAAACGUUUUCGAUGUAUUCAUUUGUCCACUUUUUAUGCAAAAAUACUUUUAGUUUCCAAGUUUACAAGUUCAAUGAUGGAUUCCUAUUUGCAACUCACUGUUACAAAUAUUACUUAACAAAAACAAAAAAUAAAAAAAAAUUACAAUUCAAUUUAUCUUCUCUCUAUGUGACUUCUUCAUCUUCUGCGACUAUAUUAAAGGCAUUGUUUCUAUACUUAAAUUAUUCUGUUUUUAAUAACGACUGAAUGGUAUGGUGUAAAUUGGUAAAUUAGUUAGUUACAACAACAAACAACAAAAAAUUGUGAUUUUAAAAAUCUCACAUAGAUUCCAUUGGCAGCUUACACGAAUUAUUUAUACAUGUCUCUGUGAAUCACAUACCGAAAUGUAUUCGAUUUUUAAUAAGUUUUCGCUUUUACCUUUGAUAUUGUUGCAUAAAAUAUUACUUUUUUAAUUUUAUUGAAAUUUUUUUUAUUAAUUUUGGUUGAAAAACGUUGAUCUUUCUUUAGGUUGUAAUUGAAUAUGGAUUGAUUCUAAUAUUUAACCACUAGACAUUAGUAUUAUUUAAACUUAUUUUCUUAAAAAAAAAUUGAAUUCUUUCGCUAUUUAAUACAUUUGCGUUUUUAUUUCGGUUACAUUCUUACUUAAACUAUUUAAACUAUUUACUAUUGUUCAUUUUUGCAUUACGUUUGUAAAUUUAAGUUGUUAAAACAAAUAUUAGCGUUAAGUCAUUGAAUUUGAAUAUUUAUUAUACACCAUUAUUAUUAUAAAAUAUUGGAUUUGUUGGACGUUCGGGGUCGGGUAUGUAUUUUUAAUGGUUCUUUAAAGAAGCUUUUCGCAACAUAUAAUUAUUAAUAGGACCUUUUGACGUUGAGUUGAAAUUGUAGCUGACGACCUUGCGCACUUAUUCUGUAUUUAUAUGUAAAUUAUUGUAUUCACGCGUAGUACUUUCAAACUCAAGGGCAAAGUUUAGGUGAAUUUUCAUUUCUUUACUCUGCCCAAUUCAGAACAAAGCAUGAGUUAGUCAUAUCAUUUAUAUAGUAUAUAGUACUUUAACUGUAUAACCAUGUGCAUAUGUAUGUAAAAUGAAUAAAUUAAUUGGAGUUUAAUGCAUAAGUAUUAUAUGAAUAUGAAAAUAUAUAUGUACCAUUCUUAAUCGAAGCAUCGAAAUUUAAUUGACAAUUAUUUAAACAUAAAUUAUUACUUUUUUUUGUUGUGCAGACACAAAAACAUGAAAAUACUGAGUAACCCAACCCGUAGCAAUAUAAUGAAGUGUAGAUUUGUUAUUGUUAGUGCGUAGUAGAAGUUCGCAUACAUACAUAUGCAUAUGUACAAACAUACAUAUAUGUAUAAGGUGUAGCCGUUGCAUUCAUCCAUAGUUAUGGUUGAUGACACACAUGCCGUCACAGCGCGGGUUAGUGUGUAUGUGUGUAUUGUGCCAAAUCACAAAUGUGGUUUUGACGAUGAUGAUGUGGUCUACUGUAAGCUUAAACGGAGGAUGCAGUUAUUUAAGCAACAAACAAACAAACAAUAUAUAUAUAUAUAUAUAUAUAUAUAGACUAAAUACAUAAAUAUAUUUCUAUAAAUAAAAGAACACAAAACUGAAAUUAAAUUUGUUCAAAUGUGAACAUAAAUUAUUUUGUAGAUGAUAAGUUAAAUUGUACUCGUAUAUUCUACAAUAAGUUUACUAAUUUAUAUAAGUAACAAUAUAUAUAUACAUAUGCGCGUAUGUACAUAUACAUAUGUAUUGUACAUAAAUAUAUGUAUUUAUUAAACAGAAAAUUAUAUGCAUACAUAAACAUAUUAUAUGUCUCAUGUAUAAAUGUGCAUAACACAAGAAAUGUAUGUAAUUUGACAAGCAUUAAAACAAAAUGAAAAACUAUUAAUGAACAAAUAUGUGCUUGCAACUGUAACAUGCACACACACACACACACACAUACGUAUAUACAUACAUAUGUGGUAUAUAGAUGUGCAAAAACUAAUGUUUAUUUCUUUUGUUUUGUUAUACACCGAAAAAAAAAUGACACACCUACACACUUAACCAUACAUAUUUGUAACCAUUUUUAAUAUCGAGCGAUAUCUAUAUGUAUAAACACGUAAAUUUAGUUCUACAACAUUCAAACAAACAAUACAAUAAAUAGAAAUACAUUCAUUUGCAUUGUCACGCGAAAUUGGCGGAAAAGGAUUUUGUUAUGUUUUUUGUUUUGUUUUCUUCUUCUUGAAUGUACCUUAACUUAGCGUACAAUUAGUAAAGUACUUGCGUAAGUUAGCUCGGAUAUAGAAACAAAAGGGAGUAGUCGUACUGCUAAGCAGUGAAGUGUAACUGUAAGUAGGCGUGGAAUUGGCAUGUAGUUGUUGUUGUGGCCCGAAAUGACAAACCUGUAAGAAACUAUUGGUUUUUAUAUGCUUGAAAAAAUGAUUUGUUUGUUUGGUUGAAGCGAUUCUUAUUAUUGCAGCAACUGUAACUGUAUAAUAUAUAAUAAAUUGAAUACCUUAAAAACAUUUUUGUAAAUCCAACACUGUACUAUGUUAAAUAAUAUUGAUGUAUUACUUUAAUGAUAACUUUAUUUUCAACAAAAGCAAUGUUCGUAGCUAUAUGCAUAUGUAUAUUUGUUAAUUUAAUAAUUAUUUUUAUUUUACUUCAUUCCAUUUUUUCGACUUUUUGCUUUUUUUUUCAAAUUAAAUUUUUACUAAAGCUCACGCACAUACACCUACAUGGAACCGAAGAAUAAUUAAUACAAUAAAUAACGGAUUUUGAAAACACAGAAAGAAGAAAAAAAGUUGAUAAUUUAACACUUAUACUCGUGCUACUGCAGUUGUUAUUUAAGUUAAUAAAGCGUUUGCAUAAGUUGAUUGCCAACUCAACUAUA
Zeugodacus cucurbitae (melon fly) is the source of this 11929-nucleotide messenger RNA. It is a transcript of the gene Larp4B, whose product is annotated as la-related protein Larp4B. Gene Ontology annotation, molecular function: mRNA 3'-UTR binding. NCBI's taxonomy places the organism in Eukaryota, Metazoa, Arthropoda, Insecta, Diptera, Tephritidae. Bases 1229 to 6709 code for a protein of 1826 amino acids. Gene Ontology annotation, cellular component: cytoplasmic stress granule; cytosol. The transcript is spliced from 14 exons. The record is from RefSeq and is a predicted model, not a curated record. Gene Ontology annotation, biological process: positive regulation of translation.